AUGUUGCGCAUCUUUAUAAGGAGAAUGUGUUCUACUCCCAAGACUAUAAGUACGCCUAUACCAGUUUUUGGCGUUGAAGGAAGAUAUGUAGCUGCACUCUACAGUGCUGCAUCACAAAUGAGCCAAUUGGACGAAGUGGAAAAAAGUCUUCGAAGUUUGCUCACAGAAUUAGAUAAACCUAAAGUUCGUGACUUUUGUGAAAGUAGUAUGAUAUCAUCCGCUGAAAAGUCAAAGCUCUUGCAGGAAGUAGGCGAACAAACAGGUAUGCCUAAAGCAACUAUAAAUUUUCUGGGUCUUGUUUCUGAAAACGGACGAUUAAAAAUGUUGAAGAAGAUGAUAAAUUUAUUUAAUAACGUAAUGGUAGCACACAGAAAUGAAGCUUUAUGUGAAGUUAUCACCGCUAAAGCCUUGGAUGAUACAUCACGUAAAGCUUUGGUGGACGCCUUAAAAAAGUUUGUUAAAGGUGACAAGAAAAUACAAAUGACAGAAAAAGUUGAUCCAACCAUAAUAGGGGGAGUUAUCGUUGGAAUAGAAGAUAAACACAUUGACUUAAGUAUCUCAAGAAAAUUACAAAUGUACACGGAUCUAUUAAAACAAUCCAUUUAA
Messenger RNA from Danaus chrysippus (African queen), 606 nucleotides. The record is from the annotation of a GenBank genome assembly. NCBI's taxonomy places the organism in Eukaryota, Metazoa, Arthropoda, Insecta, Lepidoptera, Nymphalidae.